This is a messenger RNA of Naegleria gruberi, 999 nucleotides long. RefSeq lists its product as uncharacterized. The record is from RefSeq and is a predicted model, not a curated record. NCBI's taxonomy places the organism in Eukaryota, Heterolobosea, Eutetramitea, Acrasida, Naegleriidae. Gene Ontology annotation, biological process: proteolysis. Gene Ontology annotation, molecular function: serine-type endopeptidase activity. The transcript has a single exon. The coding region runs from base 1 to 999 and encodes 332 amino acids.
AUGAACAAACUAAUUUUCUCAAUCAUUUUCUGUGCUCUCCUAGCAUGUAUCGUCAUUUCCAAGGAAACCGAACUAAACAAGAGAGGAAUCAGUGUGGCAGGUGGUACUGACAUUGAUUAUGACAAUCAAUUUCCUCAUUUAGUUUCUUUACAAUAUUCCAGAGAUGGAGUCAAGUAUCAACACUUCUGUGGAGGUAGUGUUAUUGCUUCAAGAUGGAUUCUCACUGCUGCUCACUGUCUUUCAGUUGAUGGAAUGGAUGUGUCAAAGGUUAGAGUUUUGGCAGGUGUCGCCAAUCAAGAUAUCGAUUGUUCCAAUCCUUCCUCAAAGUGUGUCAUUAGCAAAGUAGCUAGAAAGAUCGUCCAUCCAAACUACAAUUCUCAAUACAUCAGAAAUGACAUUGCCAUGCUCGAAUUGACAAGUGACUUACCACUCGGCACUGCUUCCCAAAACAGAGUUCAAAGAAUUGGCAUUGAAGGUGGUCAAAUCCCAUUCAAAACACUCGUAACACUCACUGGAUGGGGUAGAACUUCAGAUUCUUCCAAUGAUUUACCUUCAAAAGCUCAAAAAGCUUACAUGCCACUUCAACAGUCAUCUGUCUGUAAUCAACAAGGAUUGGGAAUGGAAUCUCCAUAUCAAUUAUGUGUAGGUGAAGGAAAUAGAAUCAAUAGUUGUCAAGGAGAUAGUGGUGGCCCUCUCCACUGGAUUCGUCAAAGUGGCAACUCUUAUACGAUGGGUUUAAUUGGCCUCGUUUCGUAUGGACCUCAAGGAUGUGGAAGACAAGGAGCUUUUGGUGUUUAUACAAAUACUACUUAUUGGAUUAAUUAUGUGAAGAAUUAUGUUCCUGAUUUGCAAGUUGUGUACAUGAAUUCGAAUACAAAUCCAACUAAUCCGACUAAUCCAACAAAUCCAGGAAGUUGCAAUUGUCCUACUCAACAACAAUCUGUGCAACAGGAUGGUAUUGAAAUGCCAAGAGUUAUUAAAAUUGAAGAAACUCAUUAG